AUUCCGAAUUUUUUUGCAACACCCGGCCGUUUUCCGUUUUUCCCGCGCGUGUAGACUUAACGUUGAAAUUUAGAAAUACCUAAAUUGCAGUCUGCCGAGAUCGCCGCAAGAAGUUGUUUCUAGUUUUAAAAUAUUUGCUUGAUAUAAAAUACCAAUACACCACUCUGAUAUAUCAAAUAACCAUUUAACAAAAUUAUCUGAUUCAUUGCGGUGUCAACUUCAACUUUUUUUUAUUACUAAGGGACAAAAUUUUAAAGUCUUAAUCCAAGAUUUGGUUUAGUAAAAUCUGCAAGGCCGCACACCUGGUAACAGCGAAAGAAAUAAAUUACCCAUAAAAAUGCCGCGAAUCGCAGUACGUCGGAAGGCCUCCACACCAAUUGGCAACAAUAACAAUGAAGAAUUAGAUGCUCCAAAACGUAAACUACAGCGUACCGCUUACCAAUUGCCAUUACCUGAGAGACCACACGUGGUGGGACGGGCUUUGGUAUGUGGACAAGGAGAUAUGGGCCAGUUAGGUCUAGGUGAUGAUGAGUCGAAAUUCGAGCGCAAAAGACCGGCUUUGGUGGAUUCUAUAGAAAAUGUUGUUGAUGUCAGAGCUGGUGGCAUGCAUAAUCUUGUAUUGACACUCGAGGGGACAGUUUACUCUUUCGGCUGUAAUGACGAAGGUGCAUUGGGACGUGAUAGCAGUGAAGAUGGUUCAGAAUUUGAACCGCAUCCAGUUGAAUUACCAGGAAAAGUGCUAAAAAUAUCAACGGGCGAUUCACAUUCGGCCAGCCUGUUGGAAGAUGGUCGUGUUUUUGCAUGGGGUUCAUUCCGCGACUCGCAUGGAAAUAUGGGUCUGACAUUAGAAGGAAAUAAAAGACUUCCCAUCAACGUUUUACCUGACAUGGUAUGUUGCGACAUUGCUUCCGGAGCAGAUCACUUAGUUAUACUUACAUGCAGCGGGAAAGUAUUCACCGUAGGCUGUGCUGAACAAGGUCAAUUAGGCCGUGUGUCUUUGCGGUCGGCGACUGGAGAAAGUCGUCGUGGCAAAACAGAGCUGCUUCGCCCAGGUGAGGUUGUAAUCAAACGUGGUAAGCCCGUCGAAGCUAUUUGGGCCACGAAUUACUGUACAUUUUUGCGCGAGUCACAGACAGGUAAAAUUUGGGCUUUCGGUCUGAACAAUUACAAGCAGUUGGCCUAUGCCAAAGAUCUUGCAACAAUUAUAAAUCCAGUAGAUACGAAAUUCGAGAACGUUAAACAAAUUGCCGGUGGACAGCAUCACACAUUAGUACUUAAAAAUGAUGGUUCUUGCUAUUCUAUUGGACGCAGUGACUACGGUCGUCUUGGACUGGGAACCUUAAAUGGUGAUAUCACAGAACUGCAAUCAAUCAAAGGAUUGUCCGAUAAGUUCAUAGUUUGUGUGUCAUGCGGUGAAGCGCAAUCAUUUGCGCUAACCGAUGAUGGUAAACUGUAUUCAUGGGGCAUGGGCUCGAAUUACCAAUUGGGUACGGGAUCGGAUGAUGACGCAUUGGAGCCUGUACAAAUCAUUAGCAAACAAACUGAAGGCAAACGAAUCAUACGUGUAUCCAGUGGAGGCCAACAUAGUAUAUUUCUGGCUGAAAGCGACGUACAGCCAGCAAAAGAUUCUAACGCAGAUGUUGAAACAAAUGGCGACACUAAAAUGGAGGAAACCAACGAAACCGAAAGUACCAAGGAGGUGGAGCAAAAGGAGAUUGCCGAAAACAAUGAAACUGGGAAAGUUGCUGCAAAGCGUGGACGUAAAAAGAAAUAAGAAACUAUUUAAAAAGACUCCCAAGAAUACAAAUCAUUUUAUAAGUAAUUUGUUUCUUGUAUAUUUUUUGUUUAAUUAUUAAUAUUUCGUCUGUUGACUGUUAAUAAAAUAGAACGUAAAUUAAUUAGUUAUUGACUAGAGCGCACACACACGUACGUACUGGUGUGCCUCUACAUUAUUGUUUUUUAAAUCGGUAUAUAAAUUGAUUGAUUCUCUUACAAUUAUGCAAUUGAACAUAAUAUAUUUCGAAGAACAAUAUACACUUUUUGUACUACACGUACAUCAUCUCAUAUGUAAGUUCAUUUGGGAUUCUUAAUAAAGCAUGAAUAAAAAAAUGA
Molecule: messenger RNA, 2112 nt
Organism: Bactrocera tryoni
Lineage: Eukaryota; Metazoa; Arthropoda; Insecta; Diptera; Tephritidae
Gene: Rcc1
Product: regulator of chromosome condensation
Exons: 3
Coding region: 338-1774 (478 amino acids)
Cellular component (GO): cytoplasm
Molecular function (GO): guanyl-nucleotide exchange factor activity
Source: RefSeq, a predicted model, not a curated record